Molecule: messenger RNA, 597 nt
Organism: Penaeus indicus
Lineage: Eukaryota; Metazoa; Arthropoda; Malacostraca; Decapoda; Penaeidae
Exons: 5
Coding region: 1-519 (172 amino acids)
Source: RefSeq, a predicted model, not a curated record
AUGAUUGCUUCGAGUUUCCGUCAUGCAGGCGCGCCGUCGCUGGCUCUUCAUCUCACUAAACCCAAGACCACGCCCAUCUUCGACUUUGUCCUCGUGCGCCCUUGGGAUGAGGGACAGACAGAGGAGGAAAAUAGCCGAGAAACAGAGAAGGAGAAGGCACGGCGACGCACCCUCAACUCCAGCAUGGUACAAGAGGCCCUGUAUGAUUUCACAAAUGACCCAGAGGUUGUCUAUAACAUGGAUGCCCUGAAGCAGAAAGCCAUCAAGCGACGCAAGGAGCUUGAAGCUUAUGAGGAAGAUAACUUUAUAAGAAAGUCCCUGACAAAGCGAGAACGGGCCGCCAUGAGUGAGAUAACCACCGCGGGCACAAUGGGGUCGGAGAUCCUUGGUUUCAACAGCCUCGAUGCCCUGUACGAUGGGUAUGAGCCAAAGGGACCGCAAGCCAAGAAGAGGAAGACGGGGAAGAGUCCGAAGGGUAAAGGCAAAGGGAAAAAAGGUGGCAAGAAAAGAAAACAUUAGAUUCCAAAAGGUUUUUAUAUUUGAUAUUGUUGUUGCAUAUGUGAAGUGUAAAGUCCACAUAAAUAUUAUUUGAAUUAA